CAGUUAUCAAGUCUUCUGAACAUCGAUCUAUAUAUCAACUUCAUAUUAAAACUGGUCUAACCAAAGUUGAAAAUUUUCAACAGAACACAUAAACUUGCCAGUGUUAAAAAUAAACCAUUAUUUGCUGUUAGUAAAAGCGUCUAAGUGGCUUUAAAUCUAUAUUAUUUUAACUGAAAGCAAAUUCAAUAAUCGAGAACUACUAUAUUGUCGAGUUUUGAGCUAGGAGUGGAAAAAAUUGACAGCAAUGCAGAUAUUUGCGGAGGCGACACUAUAUGCCACUGCAUGCAUAGCAGUGGCCACUUUGGGUAUGGGCUUGUGUGCCAUCUGUGGGACCCACUGGGUGGAUGCGAGGACAUACCACUAUGGCCUGUGGGAGUACUGCUUUAAGUACCAGUCGCAGACAUACAGUGCCAAGUGCUACGACAUACGCGACAUUGUCGACGUCGAAGGCUACCACACAUUCACACAGGUGUUCUUUGUAUGCGGGGUGGCCCUCUGUCUCGUCAUACUUCUCAUGCUGGGACUGAUCACAUGCAUGGUCAUCAAUGAAGAGGAUCGAAAGCUGUUCAUAUUUGUCGCACUCGUAUUCUCCAUCAUUCAGGCCUCUUUGCUAUUCAUUGGCCUGGCGGUGUUCCAGGCUAAAACGGACAAACUGGAGUCUGAGGGUCUGGACUCGGACUGGGGAACUGCCCUCGGUUGGACCACUGCCUGUCUGAGUGUUCUCAAUGCCAUAAUAAUGGCCGUGCACGUUAUCAUGAAUCGACAACAUUACCAAGUCUGAACUUAACACCGAAGCGCUGAUAUGGGAAAAAUAAACAGCGUUCUUAUAACGCUUUGCCUCUUACCUUCAUAAUGCCUGUUUGCUGACUAUAAUGAGUGGUUGCGAUGAUUUAAUUUAGUUUAAUUAGAA
Messenger RNA from Symsagittifera roscoffensis, 910 nucleotides. RefSeq lists its product as uncharacterized. The record is from RefSeq and is a predicted model, not a curated record. The coding region runs from base 245 to 781 and encodes 178 amino acids. NCBI's taxonomy places the organism in Eukaryota, Metazoa, Xenacoelomorpha, Acoela, Convolutidae. The transcript is spliced from 3 exons.